Molecule: messenger RNA, 1220 nt
Organism: Didymodactylos carnosus
Lineage: Eukaryota; Metazoa; Rotifera; Eurotatoria; Philodinida; Philodinidae
Source: the annotation of a GenBank genome assembly
AUGAACGUUAUCGAACAGGUGGAAGUACGGUUGGAAAAUAUUGAACAUCUCAGAAGGGAACAUCUUACUCAACGAUGGUAUGAUGAUUUCGGACCAGUUGAACCAAACUCAAUAAUUACAACACCAGGGUAUAUGAGAUCAUCAUCAACGACAACAAUGGCGGUAACACCGUCAACAUUUCCAGAAUUACAAGCGUUUCACAACUUAUACCAUUCAACCGUGAGUGAAGUACAAGUCGAUAAUCAACCACACCCACAAAUAUUAGCAUCAUGUCCACAAAAUAUGACUGAGCUACAGCCAGUGAUGAUGUCUGAAGACAAACAUCGUAUUAAUUUGGAAUUAAAACGUCAACUGGAAUUACAACAAAUGCAAAACGAAUUCAGUAUGAAACAGGGCCAACUGGAAAAAUCUGAAAUGAACUUGCAAGCCAAACAAAUGGAAAUGGAACUGAAAAUGCAAACUACACAAAUGAAACUAGAACAUGAACUACACAUGGAAAGUAUGAAACAUGAACUCAAAUUGGAUCGGAUACAAAAUGAACUGAACUUGAAAUUACUCAUCCAAGCCAUCGUUUCAGCACAAUUAGUUCAUCAUUCAACAGUUGAUUCAAUGUUGGCCAAAGCAGUGCAGUAUCAAGUGAGUGAAGUUCAAUUAUUACCUUUGCUUAGCAGUCCGGAUGGUGAACUAGUGAAACUCCAAUCAAUUACAGUAGUUCCAUCGUAAGUCAACUUUAAUCAACCCAUGCCACACGAAGAACAAGUGACCUCAUCGUUUAUCCAAAAUGGUACACAAACAACUUGGAACUGGCAACAAAAAUAGAAAUCCAUCUGGAAACGUGUUAGUCAUUCACUCAAUUGGCUCAUGUUGGCUACGCUACUAUUGGCAUUAUGUGCUAGUAUUUCUCAACCAGCAACUGAUAUUGGAAUAUAUUCAAUAUGGACGGGUUUCGGUUUCGAACCGGCAAAAUUGUUCGAAAGAUGGAAGCGUAAAACGAAAUUGUCCAGUUGGCAGAAAACGAGUUAUUCAUCGAUUGAACUUGAACUUGAAAGUUUAUUUUAUGCCCAAGAAAACAUCUCGUAACAAAGGAAAGCACAAAAAAACUAAAGGUUUGUAAAAAGAAAAAUCAAUAACAAAAGCAGGUUUACUAUCCUAUGAUACUUCAUUAGUUAUUAUGUUUUGGCACUAUCAGAUGAUCAGAAGGUGGCAGCUUCUGGUCGAUC